Molecule: messenger RNA, 1399 nt
Organism: Calypte anna (Anna's hummingbird)
Lineage: Eukaryota; Metazoa; Chordata; Aves; Apodiformes; Trochilidae
Gene: SFXN4
Product: sideroflexin 4
Exons: 14
Coding region: 81-1067 (328 amino acids)
Biological process (GO): mitochondrial transmembrane transport; monoatomic ion transport
Cellular component (GO): mitochondrial inner membrane
Molecular function (GO): monoatomic ion transmembrane transporter activity
Source: RefSeq, a predicted model, not a curated record
CCAAUUCCCGGCCGGGCAGGGGAACCCGGUGCGGCGGUACCGAGCCCGGGCGGAGCGUGCAUCAAGCGGACCGUCCCCCCAUGGGCGGCCUUCCGGUGCCCGGCUCCAUGGACGCCAACCUGCGGUUCUGGCGGUCGGAGGGGCAGUCUUUUUUCCAGAGGUUCCUUCUCUGGGCGGACGUUUUGGAUCCCUUGCUGCUCCUCAAGUCCUCCGAGGAAAUAAGAAGAACCAGGUUAUUAAUACAAAACAGUGAGAAGACACUAAAUGAACCCAUACGAGAUGCUCAGACAAAACAAGCAUUCCUGCUAAGCCUGUCCAGUGUCCACCCUGAUACAAACAAGAUAAUUCCUGUUUUGUUAAGGCCUCCAGCCUUCCUGCCCAUAACACUUCCACUGGUUGUUGUUUCAUCACUUCAGCGCCACGCAACGCAGACAUUUUUUUGCCAGUUUGUGUUUCACACAUAUAACACAGCAUUCACCCUCUUCAAUGGAAAUGGUACUGUAAAGGCUGAGGAGUACUCAGUCCAACAAAAGCAGAUCCUGUUUGGCUUGGGAGCCAUCUCCUAUGCAGCAUGUAUUGGUGCUCUUCCUGUUGGCUUCAUGAAUCGCCAUGGAGUGAACAAUCCACUCCUGCAGCUCCUGGUCAAACAGAUUCUACCUGCUCCUCUUUUUGGCCUGAUGAGUGCUUUUACUGUGGCAGUGGUGAGAAUCCCAGAGUUUGAGAAUGGAAUUGAAGUGAUGGACAGGAAUGGAAAGGUUGUAGGAGUGUCACAAAAGGCUGGUGAGAAGGCUGUCAGAGAAACAGCAUUGUCCAGGGCAGUCUUGUUUGGGACAACACUCUUCCUGACACCUGUGCUCACACACUUUGUGCAAAGAACAAACUUUGCCAAAACUCCGCGUGCUUUGGCUUCAGUGAGAAUGCUUAUGAUGACAUCAGUACUAGCAGGGAUGCUACCAGUAUCACUCAGCAUGUUCCCACAGUGUGGGGAGAUAAAACGAGCAGACCUUGAACAGGAAAUCCUGUCAGCUACAGAAGAACCAGAGUUAUUCUACAACAGGGGAUUUUAGAGGUUGGCUUUCAUAUACAAAUGUGUGCUCUGGUUGAAGGGAAUUCUGAAUGCAGCAACAACUCCAGGUGGCACACAUGGCUGACAGAAUCCUGACCUCCUGGUGGCACAGGUAGCAGAUCUGGUGUGCAGUGGGGUGGUUUGUGAAGGGACAGGCUUUGCAAAAUGAUUUUGCAGGGCCCAGCCCACAGGCAGAUGUCUACAUUUAAUGCUGUAAUAAUGAUAUUUGUAGCAGAAAGCACUGUGACACAGCAGUUGUCACACCCUGUGUUCUCUAUGUGAUUGAUUUCUUAAUUAAAAGAUUACUGAACGCAAAAGUUUGUGCUGCUACUC